Molecule: messenger RNA, 1108 nt
Organism: Phalaenopsis equestris
Lineage: Eukaryota; Viridiplantae; Streptophyta; Magnoliopsida; Asparagales; Orchidaceae
Exons: 1
Source: RefSeq, a predicted model, not a curated record
UCUCUGUUUCUAUCAGAAGAAAGUUGUUAUGCUGCUCCUUCAUGGGAGAGGACAUUUUGCUCUUAUGUGUGCCGAGUUCCUUGGAGAAAAAUAUGCGACGCCGAUAGAGUAUUGUGCAUCCACAAGAACAUCGCCAACUGGGACGAUUCUGCAGGACGAGAAGCAUUCCAAAAUGCGAAAGCACGCUAUUGGGCAAAAAUUAAUGGUCUCCCUUGUAAUAUUCCGCUGCCUGAUCCAUACAUGUACGUUGAAAAGGUUGAUUUUGAUACUUUUGUCGAUCCCAAGCUCACUGCAGAUUUAGAAAGAAGUUUCUUCAAUCCCGAUGUGAAUAAUGAAUCCGCCGCAAGUCAUUUGGAUUCUUCUGAACAUAAACCCGUGCCUCCAAGAAGUUGUGGUGAGGCGGAGCAAUCUUCCUCAAAUUGGGACAAGUAUAUUGAAAAGCCAACUUUAGCUUCAGUAUGGGAUGAAAUGGCUGCCAAAAAUAGUUGGGGGGAUGGAAUUGCACAAAAUGAUCCAUGGCAAAGCAGAAGAAUUUAUUCAAUGGAUGCUGAUGGAAGGGAAGCUUCGUGUGGAGUUAGCUGGAAAGAUCAGGAUGAAGCAUGGAGGCAUCACCAGAGCUGGAAAAAUGGUGAGGAUAGAAGAAAUAGUGAUUGGAAGAACAUGAAUUCAAGCUGUACAGUACAUGAUGAUAGAAUGAACAGUAGUUGGAAGUUUUCUGGUAGCAGCGGCAGGAAUAACUAUUUGUUUGAGAAGAAGGUGCAGCCCCAGAGGACAUGGCAGCGCGGUCAGUUUUUAGGAUCAAGGAGUGAUCAAAGAACAGGAUAUUCUGGUGCUCAAUUUCAAUGGGAGAAUGCAGUUUCAUAGUGUUGUUCUUGAAGAUGGAGUUUUGAUUUAUACCUUGAUGAUUCAUAUAGGGGAAGCAAAGCUUCUGAUAUAUUUUUCCAUCAGAAGGGGGCCUCAAAUUUGCUGGAUUUGUUUUGAGAUGAGCGCAAUGUGAAUUAUUCAUGUAUGGUGCUGAUCUCAUGAUGAAUUCAAUGAUUUUUAGGCUUAUUCUAAUCAAAAUUGUAUCUGAAUAUUCUGAUAUAGUUUUUUUUUUUGGGGAAAUUUA